AUGGAGUUUAUAUGUUCCUAUCCUAGUGGACUGCGGAAGUCAGUCACGAGACUUUCCUGUGUUGGUCGUGCUCUCGCCCGAUUUCAUAACAAGUUCCUUCAAGUUGCUGAUUUGAUGGACGACAAUGCGCAGGACGGAUUUGAGUUGCUCCCAACCAUAUUUGAUUAUCGGCUGAUAGACAGUAUGAUGAAGGACACCGCGGUAUGGAUGCAUUCGCAGAGCAGAGGUUUCGUUGACCUUGUAAACCACAUUCUCGUUGGAACAUCUGGAUCAUUCCCCUCAUACUUCUCACUCGCUGCAGCUGGCGCCGUAACUAUGGGUCUUGGUUACUAUCUCACGAAGAAUAACAAUGGAAGAAUCACUCCUCUGGUGGACCCUUUGAAUCAAACUGUCGAGCAGGAGGAUGAAUUGCGUCAAGCAACUCAGCAGAAUUGUCCACAAUCUGGAGAAAACCCGUCGAAUUUACUGAGUGGUCAGCAUUUUGAUAGUUUAGGAAUCUUUCGACAAAUGUAUUCUGUUUAG
Haemonchus placei is the source of this 522-nucleotide messenger RNA. NCBI's taxonomy places the organism in Eukaryota, Metazoa, Nematoda, Chromadorea, Rhabditida, Trichostrongylidae. The record is from the annotation of a GenBank genome assembly.